AACCGGACUGUCAUGACUCGCACAUUGAAGGUAACGGAUAGGCUUUGUUAAGCUGACAGAUACACAGUGAUAUUCGAUGCAUCAUUGUUGUAUUGCUUUUUUCAUUCCAAGGACGAGAUCAGCAUUUUAUUUUAUUUUUUUUGCAAGAAGAGGUUGAGUUAGGGUUGUUGCUGGUUAAACAGAGGGGAUAGAUACAUAUCUAAAGCAAAUUUGGCUGCGAUUCAAUUUUUCUUCAGAUGGCGCCGUGGAUAAUAGAAAAAUAGAUUCGAAUCCUGAGUGACUUCCGGUGUUGAUUCUGCGCACGCUACAAAAGAUAGGCGUGUUCAUAUUGAACCAAUCCAGUAGAUACUAACAAAUCGUUAUAUAACUGCAGAACAACGGUCAUUCACCAGCCGCGUUCUUUCGCCACUCAUACAAAACGAUUUCUACUUUUGCGGUCGAGUCUCCAAUCAUGGCCAAGGACAUGACACUUCUCUGGGGCUCCGGCUCUCCUCCGUGCUGGCGUGUCAUGAUCGCUCUGGAGGAAAAGCAACUGCAGGGAUACAAUCAGAAACUUCUGUCCUUCGAGAAAGCAGAGCACAAGUCUAAAGAAGUCCUGGACAUCAAUCCCAGAGGACAGCUCCCUGCUUUCAAACACGGAGACAACAUACUCAACGAGUCAUAUGCAGCAUGCAUGUACCUGGAGAGCCGGUUCAGGUCCCAGGGACCCCAGUUGAUUCCUGAGGGCCAACUAGAGCAGGCCCUGAUGUACCAGCGCAUGUUUGAGGUCCUCAACCUCAGUGACAAACUCAGUAACGUCAUCUACUACAACUACCGUGUCCCCGAGGGAGAGAGACAUGACUCCGCUAUCAAGAGGAACAAGGAGAAUCUGGCCACUGAAAUCAAACUGUGGGAGGGAUACUUUCAGAAGGUGGAGGUGGGUUCUUACCUGGCAGGAAAAGCCUUCUCAUUGGCUGACGUUAUUGUCUUCCCUGUGAUUGCCUACGCCUUCCGCUUUGGGCUGUCUACGGAGCGUUACCCCAAACUGGGAGCGUACUACAAUAUGAUGAAGGACCGACCCAGUGUUAAAGCUACCUGGCCCCCACACUGGCUGGAAAACCCUCAGGGAGGGGACACUCUCAAGGAGUUCUGAGACUCACAGGAACACACACACCACAUUUAUCUGAAGGACGUCUAAUAGGCACUUCCUCCUAUAUCACUGUUGUAACCGCGGGAAACACAUCUGCGGGUUUCCUCAGAUGAGUAUUAGUCAAGUAGUUUUCUACCAAGUGAACACAAUUAUUAUUUUUCCUUUCUGGUGUUUUUGUAACAUGAUUUUUCCAUAUGUCUCUAUUUUGUGUACAGAACCACAUACCUGGUGUAGAAUUAAUUAAAAUCAUACCAAACACUGCUA
This is a messenger RNA of Oncorhynchus kisutch (coho salmon), 1393 nucleotides long. It is a transcript of the gene gstr, whose product is annotated as glutathione S-transferase rho. Gene Ontology annotation, cellular component: mitochondrion. Gene Ontology annotation, biological process: L-phenylalanine catabolic process; glutathione metabolic process. Bases 452 to 1132 code for a protein of 226 amino acids. The record is from RefSeq and is a predicted model, not a curated record. The transcript has 6 exons. Lineage: Eukaryota; Metazoa; Chordata; Actinopteri; Salmoniformes; Salmonidae. Gene Ontology annotation, molecular function: maleylacetoacetate isomerase activity; glutathione transferase activity.